This is a messenger RNA of Cercospora beticola, 1832 nucleotides long. RefSeq lists its product as uncharacterized. NCBI's taxonomy places the organism in Eukaryota, Fungi, Ascomycota, Dothideomycetes, Mycosphaerellales, Mycosphaerellaceae. The record is from RefSeq and is a predicted model, not a curated record.
CCCAAUUUACAUAUCCUCUGACUUCCCAAACAACGACAUCAUGCACAGACAGUCACGAUGACCCAAUCUAGUCGUAUUCCUCACAUCCACCACGCAAAGCUCGGAGGACUACACCACAAGCUUGUGCUCGAAAGUCCAAGGCGGAUUCACUAUGGAAAUGACUUCCCCGUCAGCGGCAAUGUGUUGCUGAAACAUCUACCACUCCUCCGAGGGAUCAACAGUCCCUUGAACGCCGAGCUAUUUGGUCCACUGCAAGUCGAUAUCGUCCUCAAAGGAGAGGCCCGUAUACAUCACGAAGCCGAAAGCCGAGGGGAGAUAUUUCGACUCUGCAAAGAGGUCGUCACAAUUCAUGACGGACCCUUCCGAGCUCCUGCAGAUGCUGAAGAAGUGCUCCACUUCAGCAUAAAGUUUCCCGCCCUCGCGGCUCCCGUGACCAACACUGCUGUAGCUGCGGUGCAAGAUGGCGACGGGAUCUGGAACUUCCGAGAACGAGUGUCGAGUGUAGAAACGGGGCCGUUGCCUCCUACGCUCGAAGUACUGCACAAUUCGCAUUCAUGGGGUACUUUUGGAUCUACAAAUCUGCAUACGGUCACCAAACCAGCAAUCAAGGUGCAAUAUACAGUGGAAGCUCGGGUCCGAAUGCCAGGUAUCGAUGUCGAAAUCGUAAACGCAGACGCAGCUUCGGGCGGAGCUCCCGUAUUCUACGAUCAGCCACGAGUGCCGACAGCAAUCGCUCAAAGAGACCAGACGCUGACGAGUGAUGCGUCACAACGAUUUACUGUGCAGAACGAUAGUUUGCGACCCGCAUAUGAGCAGCCUCACGGACUUCGCAGCAAGACCAAAGCAUUUCUCAAGCCGGUCGAUCCACCAAAGUUUGUCUUCGACGCAAACUUCAUUGGCAUCCCUCUGCAUGCGUACAUUGGUCAACCUUUAUCAUUCGCAAUUACCAUUGAGCCCGACGAAACGAGCACCACCAGAACCAACCCAGAUGUCUUCUUAGACAAGUGCACAAUCUCGCUCAUCGCGCACACGACCGGGAUACAACCAGCACCGCUCAAGAUAGUCAAGACAAAAGAAGCCACCUUCUCAUCCGCAAGACCAUUCUCUCGUGAAGAUGGCAUGACCAAAGCAAUCGACAUCGGAGUGCUCAGCUGGGUAUCCACAACUUUCACCUUCCGCAACAUCAGCCGAACCUACAAAUUGCGGAUAGCCAGCCAAUUUACUGUCGGCUCACAACAACUUUCAACAAGUAGAGAUGUUCCCUUGACGAUACAUCCGCCGCUGGAACUCGACGUAUCGAGGCCAAUUGAUAUGGAGGACGACCCUGAUGCUUUGCCCUCGUACCAAGAAGCUAGUCGUUCCAACAAUGCAGGUGACUUUGCAGAAGAUGCUGCAGAAGGCUCUGCACAAGUGCCGUCUUACGAGCAGGCUGUUUCUGGCCAUGAUCACGGCGGACAUCAUGCUGGUUCCGAUCAUGGGCAUGGAGGAUUUGCAGGAGGGUUUGGAGGUUGAGAAGGCGAAAUGCCUUCAAUAUUCGCCAUUAUGAGAAAGUCGACAGGCUCUGCAUGCAUACGUGAUACGUCAGCUCAGUCUUGCUCUCUGAGCAACGACAUCUUCGCACAACAGGCCGUCGAAAGAAGCUCAGUUUGAGCAGCCGCUUUGCUACAACAGCCUCCUGCCCAUUGAACCCAUCUGAACUAUUGGACACAGAAGAUUGCCGUCGCGCAUGCCCACCAAGGGUCCGGACAUAGGCACAGUUUUAGAGAAUCGCGCUUGCAGCUUCCUAGAUGGCUUGUCACAGGAGUGGCAGGUUAGGGUUGUUUCAUAGCCCA